Molecule: messenger RNA, 321 nt
Organism: Microthlaspi erraticum
Lineage: Eukaryota; Viridiplantae; Streptophyta; Magnoliopsida; Brassicales; Brassicaceae
Source: the annotation of a GenBank genome assembly
AUGGCCGGCCGCGAACAAAAUAACCUCCUUUGGCGCGGAUUGGUUGACUUGGCGCUUUGGGCGCGUUGGGCGCUUCGGUCGCGCUUACGUCACUAUGUUGGCUUCUUGUUUGCAUUGAAAAGUGGUGGAGAUGGUGUCGCUGCUCUUUCCUGGGAGCUACUACUCCCUAGCUUGAUUUGUUUCUUUGGUGGUUCCAUGAAUGGAUCCUUCUUUUUCUUCAUGGCCUCACUUCCUUUUGUCCUUGCCAUUGGGUACCUACAAGAGCAAAUUCUUGGGAAGAGAUAUGAGUUUAUGAAUAAUUUCAUAAGAGAGAUGAGCUAA